AUGUCUAGAAUUAGAAAUUCAUCCUACUCGGGAGCUACUACUCAAGUUAUUCAGGAGACACAGAUCAUCGAGAAACCUCAAAAGAAAGAAUUCAAAGCACAAAUAGUGUGGAGUAAUGUGGCUUUUGUGGUUAUUGUACAUUCGUCUGCCCUUUAUGGGCUAUAUUUAGCUUUUACAUCUGCCAAGUGGCUUACAAUACUUUAUGGUACUUAUCUCUAUGUGAUAACUGGUUUGGGUAUCACGGCUGGAGUACAUAGGCUGUGGGCACAUAAAGCUUAUAAAGCAAAAUGGCCACUGAGAUUAUUAUUAGCAUAUUGGAAUACUAUUGCAUUUCAGAAAUCUGUGUUUGAAUGGUCACGAGAUCAUAGAGUCCAUCAUAAAUUUUCUGAAACUGAUGCGGAUCCACACAAUGUUAAUAGAGGAUUUUUCUUCGCUCAUGUUGGAUGGUUAAUGCUCAGAAAACACCCGGAAGUAAGAAGCAAAGGAAGUGUUAUUGAUUUAAGUGAUUUAGAGAACGAUCCAAUCGUACGGUUUCAGAAAAAGUACUACCCUUUCUUGGUCGUUCUCUGUUGCUUCUACAUACCAACAAUAUUACCUAAUUGGUUAUGGGGUGAAUCAUAUUGGAAUGCAUUCUUUGUAUCUGGAAUGUUGAGAUAUUGUCUUGUACUUAAUGGAACGUGGUUAGUCAAUAGUGGAGCCCAUAUGUGGGGUUAUCGUCCUUAUAACCGUUUCAUUAAUCCUGCUGAUAAUAAGCUUAUACAUAUUGGCACUGUAGGAGAAGGUUAUCAUAAUUAUCAUCAUACAUUUCCUUGGGAUUAUUCAGCUAGUGAAUUAGGCUAUACAUUAAGUUUGACAACAAAAUUUAUUGAUCUCAUGGCAUGGAUGGGUUUGGCUUACGAUUUGAAAACUGUACCUCCGGAGAUAAUUAAGCACCGUAAAGAAACAACUGGAGAUGGUACCGUUUACAACCGGAGAUGGUAA
Centruroides sculpturatus (bark scorpion) is the source of this 981-nucleotide messenger RNA. RefSeq names its product stearoyl-CoA desaturase 5-like. The transcript has 4 exons. Lineage: Eukaryota; Metazoa; Arthropoda; Arachnida; Scorpiones; Buthidae. The coding region runs from base 1 to 981 and encodes 326 amino acids. The record is from RefSeq and is a predicted model, not a curated record. Gene Ontology annotation, molecular function: iron ion binding; stearoyl-CoA 9-desaturase activity. Gene Ontology annotation, biological process: unsaturated fatty acid biosynthetic process. Gene Ontology annotation, cellular component: endoplasmic reticulum membrane.